AUGGAAAAACUACCACUCCACUCAAAGGAGGCAGAGCCAGGCCAUGUGCCAACAUUGGGGUCUUCACAGGGCCGAGUGCGGCCCAGCAGAACCACCCUCCUGCGCCGCAGCUUGAUAGCCAUAUGCUUCUUGGUCGGCUGCUACCUGGUCCUCAAGCCGGCCGAAACCAAAUGCUACUCACCCAAAUGUGUCCCUUAUGAUGGGUAUAAUAGUGAGGGCCCAGAUACCAUGAGCAAGAUCCAUGUCCCUGGCGAGUCGGAUCCCAUCGGGAGUAAGAAUACCCCAGAAACAAAGAUUUCGGCGGUUCCUAGUGCCCCGGCAAAGCUGGCACAAACGAGGGUUCCUCUGGAAGCCCAUCUCAUGAGCAAAUGCCCGGAUGCACAAGAAUGUUUGCAGGAGCUGGUUCUGCCGGCCAUGGAGCAGAUCAGCGACAUGGUGGACUUCCAACUAUCCUUUAUCGCUAGUGUCUCCAAAAAAUCCCAUGAAAUCGAGUGCAAGCAUGGCCCGGCCGAGUGUGUCGGCGAUAUGCUCAUUCUCUGUGCCGCGAAUCUCCCAUUUCCUCCCACGGCUGAUGACUCGCUUCUGCCCUCGCAAUACCCUCGGACUCCCGUUAUCCGAUCACUGGGAUUUGCCAACUGCUUGAUCAAUGACUUCCCCCAAAUCCCCGAGCGUGAAUAUGUACGCCAGUGCGCCUUGGAACACGGAAUAGACUUCGAUGCACUGAAUCGAUGUGCCAGCCAGCAGGACGAUGACCCUAAUGGAGGAGAGAAACCACCUCUGAGUGGACUUGCCCUCCUCCGGGAGAAUGCCCUGCGUGGCGAGAAACUGGGUGUGAAGAUCAGCUGUACGGUUCGCUUGGAUGAGACUGUCUGGUGUGUCCGUGACGGCGGGGAAUGGACAGACUGUGCCAAGGAUGGGGAGGGCAGCAAGCCCUUGGUGCUCAUCGACGAGGUCAAAAAGCUUUGGAAAGAGAGGAAUUAA
Messenger RNA from Penicillium alfredii, 981 nucleotides. Its product is annotated as GILT family protein. Lineage: Eukaryota; Fungi; Ascomycota; Eurotiomycetes; Eurotiales; Aspergillaceae. Gene Ontology annotation, molecular function: oxidoreductase activity, acting on a sulfur group of donors, disulfide as acceptor. The record is from RefSeq and is a predicted model, not a curated record. The transcript has 2 exons. Bases 1 to 981 code for a protein of 326 amino acids.